UGUCGGCUUGCACAUUAUUGUGCAUUGAAAAUUGAUGUUACACUUUUCUCAAGGGGCGUGAGGCCGAUUGCAAUUGCGCCCUCCAUUGUCAAAGUCAGUGGUUGCCGUAGAAGCUGAAAAUGGCGUCCUCCAGGAAAUCAGUUUCUUCCGUAGAGAGCUGGUUGCAAGAAUUAAAAUCAGCGAAGAAAACCGCCCUAGUCCAAGAUGCUUGCAAGAAAGUUCACUUUGUUUUCACAAAUGGAGUGGAGAUGGUGGAAGAAUAUGAUCUCAAGUCAAAUCACCUGCUGGUGAGAAAAUGGAGAACCAAGACAACGCUGGGAGCGGCUGGCAAGUGGGAGUUUGAGAUUGGCGAGCAGCUCCGCCCCGUCCCGAGUCUGGAGGCAGAACACUUGCGGGAGAGUAACUUAAAUCCCAUCUUUAUGCGGAAGGAUAACAAGCAAAACUUCCAGUGGAGAAUCCGGAACCUGCCGUACCCAAUUGAUGUGUACAGUGUCACCGUAGACAGUGAAAAUAGAAGCUGUAUUGUUCGAACCUCAAACAAAAAGUACUACAAGAAGUUUUCCAUACCAGACAUGGACAGGGCUGGCCUUAUGUUGGACCAGUCAGCGCUCACCCUUGCGCACGCUAACAACACAUUGAUAAUUACGUACAAGAAGCCCCAAGAAAUCUUGAAGAUGGAAAGGCUAGUCCAGCAGGAGAUACAGAAGAUCAAGGCUUCCAAGGAUGGAGAUGUGGAAUGCAAUCCAAGCUGAAGGGUGACGGUCCCCUGGGUAGAAAAAAAGGGGAAAUCCCUGGG
This is a messenger RNA of Acanthaster planci (crown-of-thorns starfish), 796 nucleotides long. Its product is annotated as protein DPCD-like. The record is from RefSeq and is a predicted model, not a curated record. Lineage: Eukaryota; Metazoa; Echinodermata; Asteroidea; Valvatida; Acanthasteridae.